UUGUGUACAUACAUAUAAAAUUCAAGUAAGACAGACGAAUUGGAAGACAUCUCAUGCAAUCGAUGUUAAUUGAAAAAUCAACAAAUUGGAUAUAUUUUUGGAGUGAACAAAAUAAAAUAUAGAACUUUUUAAGAUGAAUUUUAAUCAUGUGAAUGCAAAUUUAAGAUCUGAAUACUGUAUUGUAUGUAAUGAUGAAAGUUUUGGCGAUUGGUGCCUCAAUUGUGCAAGUUGUCCCAACAGGCAUGACAUCAGAAUUGUGGCAGGUUUGAAAAUAUUUUCUUUCAUAAUACUGCAGGCUUGGCGUAAGAGGAGAAACGAAUUGAAACAAUUAAAGCAAUCUAUGGAAGAUAUUAAAAAGUCAUGCAUGCGAAGGGAAAAUCAAUUGCGUGUCUAUAGCACUUUAAUGCGAGUGGAACAAAAUCGAAAUGAUGAAUUAACUGUUCAACUUAAAAGAACUCUGGAUAAUUUAAAAAGCAAAACAGCAUUCUGUGAAUCCACUUCAAUGAAGUUGUCCAAUUUUAAGGUGAACAAAGCCAUUUUAGAGCAAGAACUAAAAACUAGAUACGAGGAAUAUGAUGCUCUACAUGAAGUUUUGGUACAAACCAAAACACAACUUUUCCGAUCCAUGAUGGAACAAAGAAAUUUGCAAUCGGAACUUUGCAAGGAACAACGGUCUGUUCAAUCAUUGCAAUGUCACAAAAAUAUGCUCCUAAAACAGAUCUGUGAACUCAAUACGGAACAUCGAAAAGUAGAAGAACAUUUUGUAAAACAAUUGAAAGAUAAAGACUGUGAAGUUAUUGAAGCCAAACAGUUGGUGAGGAAAAGUCAAGAACCAUUAAUUGGUGUUCCAAAAAGUUUUAAUUAUUUAAUUAAUCCAAAGAAAGUUUCUGACAAUAUAGAUAAGAACUUACGAUUGGAACAACAAGAACAUCCCAAUAGUCCUCUAAGUCGUCGUUUAGGCAUGUACUUGUCUCGCUUUUUGGAAUAUCCAAAAUAUACCUUGCAUCGUGUCCACACUUUAACCUACUACCUAUUGCCUGCCAUGCCCCAACCAUUGCCAAAAACAACUACAGUGCCUGAUAGUCAGGCUGCUCUUAGAGCACUAUCAUCAUAUGAAGUGAGGUCUGGUGUUGUUAUGGACUGCUGGACAUCCUUGAAUGAACUCGGCGCAUACAAUGAACUUACAUUGUGCUGGGUACCUGGCCAUGAAGGUCACGCUGGCAAUGAACGCGCUGAUUGUCUUGCCAACAAGGGUGAUAGACGCUCGUUUAUAGGUCCUGAACGUAUUCGUUCUUGGGUUGAAUAG
Calliphora vicina (urban bluebottle blowfly) is the source of this 1306-nucleotide messenger RNA. RefSeq lists its product as uncharacterized. NCBI's taxonomy places the organism in Eukaryota, Metazoa, Arthropoda, Insecta, Diptera, Calliphoridae. Gene Ontology annotation, molecular function: RNA-DNA hybrid ribonuclease activity; nucleic acid binding. The transcript is spliced from 5 exons. Bases 134 to 1306 code for a protein of 390 amino acids. The record is from RefSeq and is a predicted model, not a curated record.